CAUACUUGCACAUAACCAAACCUUCAUCCACUUUAUACCAACUACCACUAUGAGCUCAACUAAAACAAUGUUUCUGUUUUUUUCCCUUCUCUUUACCCUGUACUUCACUUCCACCUUCACCAAUGCAGCCACAUUUGAUAUCACAAACCGAUGUCCCUACACCGUCUGGGCAGCUGCCUCCCCCGGUGGAGGCAGGCGACUCGACCAAGGCCAGACCUGGAACAUCAAUGUGAACCCUGGCACGACCCAGGCUCGUAUUUGGGGCCGAACCAAUUGCAACUUUGAUGCUAAUGGCCAAGGCAAAUGCGAUACCGGUGACUGUGGUCGCCUUGAAUGCCAAGGCUAUGGCUCACCCCCAAACACCUUAGCUGAAUUUGCCUUAAACCAACCUAACAACUUGGACUAUGUCGACAUUUCUCUUGUUGAUGGUUUCAAUAUUCCGAUGGAGUUCAGCCCCACCACCAAUGUGUGCCGUAACCUCAGAUGCACCGCUCCGAUCAACGACCAGUGUCCGGCUGAAUUACGGGCUCCCGGUGGCUGCAACAAUCCAUGCACAGUGUUCAAAACCAAUCAAUAUUGUUGCACUGAUGGGCCUGGGAGCUGUGGGCCUACUGAUUUCUCCAAGUUCUUCAAGGAGAGGUGCCCGGAUGCUUAUAGCUACCCUCAGGAUGAUCCAACAAGCUUGUUCACUUGCCCUGCUGGUACCAACUACAGGGUUGUGUUCUGCCCAUGAAGCUCUUUUCUUUCAUGGCUAUAUGAGAUAUUCUCAACGAGCUCUUUGUGAAUAUUCACAAAGGCAGUCUAAUAAACUGAUGCACAUGUAGUGAUGUGCACAUGAUCUGCUGCUAUACAUGCAGUUAUUUAGUUUUGUUAUAUGGUUUACAAGGAAAUAAAGAAUGAGAAAUUAAACCUAUUAGAUAGAAAUAUCGAAAGUGAUGCUUUGAUCAUAUUACCAUGGGUUUCUUUUAUUUUGGUUCACAUGUUAUGCUGGAUGAUGAUGGUAAUUUUUAAUAGGGU
This is a messenger RNA of Ilex paraguariensis (yerba mate), 1017 nucleotides long. The record is from the annotation of a GenBank genome assembly. NCBI's taxonomy places the organism in Eukaryota, Viridiplantae, Streptophyta, Magnoliopsida, Aquifoliales, Aquifoliaceae.